Salvia splendens (bonfire salvia) is the source of this 938-nucleotide messenger RNA. Its product is annotated as transcription repressor OFP1. Gene Ontology annotation, biological process: negative regulation of DNA-templated transcription. NCBI's taxonomy places the organism in Eukaryota, Viridiplantae, Streptophyta, Magnoliopsida, Lamiales, Lamiaceae. The transcript has a single exon. The coding region runs from base 43 to 831 and encodes 262 amino acids. The record is from RefSeq and is a predicted model, not a curated record.
GCAAACUAUCUCCCAUUCCCCACACCCAAAUUGAUCAUAAAAAUGGGUAAUUACAAAUUGAGAUUGUUGGACAUGAUGAUCCCCAAGGCCUGGUUCACCAACAAGCGCACACCCAACUCCAGCAAGAAACACUUAUCAUCAUCACCACCAUCGCCGCCGAAUUUCACCAAUUCCGACCAGCGAAAGUCUUACUACUUCACUAGAGACCUCGCUCCACUCCAGCCCGCCGCCUCCGAACUUCCACGGCGGCGGCGGAGCACGAGGCGGAACCGCCGCCCCCCACCGCCACAUCCUUCCGCCUCUGAGUCAAUUGACGACUUGUCAACGACUCAGGGCACAAACUCUGCCUCGUCCGAGCCAGACUCCGUCCUCAUAGAGCACGGCUCGGACAUUCCCACCCUCUGCAGUUGCAGCUGCAGAGGCAGGGGCGAUGGUCAGUAUCUUCGCCCCUGCCUCCCGCCGAUCAUCACGAAGAAGAAUGAGGCGGCGGAGAAAGAGGACAGCCCAGCGAGGCGGCUGCCGGCGGCGGGGGUGAAGCUGCGUGUGAAUUCGCCGCGGAUCAGGGUGGGUCAGGGGCGGCGGCGGCGGAGCGUGUCGUCGAAUUCGAGCAUAUCGGAGAGCUUGGCGGUGGUGAAGGCGUCCAAGGAUCCGCGGCGGGAUUUCAGAGAAUCGAUGGUGGAGAUGAUUUUGGAGAACAACAUAAGGGCGUCGAGUGAUCUUGAAGAAUUGCUUGCUUGCUAUCUCUCUCUCAAUUCCGAUGAAUAUCAUCAUCUUAUCAUCGCCGUCUUCAAACAGAUUUGGUUUGAAUUUAUUCAUCUCCGCCUUAAAUAAAUAUAUGCAACUACUAUUAUUAAUCAUAUUUGAGGUUAAUGAAAUAUUUAAAUAGUGUGUAAAUAUUCACCGUUGAGAUUUAGAAAUUCAAUUACUUGAUGCGAUUA